ACUGGCGGUGGCGAUCAGAAAACUACGAGUCCCGGGAGUGUGUGCGGCCGCCGAGCCCCGGUGUAGAGUGGAACACGCUGACAGCUGCUCAGAACCAUGCCUCGGGCCCGGAGGAGCAAUGCGGCCCCCAAGAAGGGCAGCGCCAGCCGGGGCUCUCUCAGGCGGGAGCUGCUGCAGCUGAAGGUUUCGGAUAAACUGAACCAGAUAAAAGGGUCCCGGACUCGGGCAGACUCGGAGGCCAGCGAGGAUGAGGGCGCCAGUGAUAUCCUCAGCCACUGCAGCAGCGCCAGUGAAAGCGUCAGCGUGGCCGAGGAGGGCAGCGACACCCAGGAUUUUACGUCUGCUCAGGAGCAGCGGGAGGACAAGCUGAAGGAAGACAUCGACCGUCUGACAGACAAGAGCGCAAAGACCCGAGUGACCGCCCUGAGCAGCCUGCGGCUCGCCCUGUCAUCUCAGGUCCUGGCCGACUUCAUCGCAGAGCGGCGAGUCACCCUGACGGACGCGCUGGAACGCUGUCUGAAAAAAGGGAAGGACGAGGAGCAGUCUCUGGCGGCCUCGGUGCUGUCUCUUCUCUGUGUGCAGCUGGGCUCUGGCUCUGAAGGUGAAGACGUCUUCCACAGUCUGAAGCCGCUCCUCAUCACCCUGCUGACGGACUCCAGCGCUGCGCCGCCGGCUCGGCAGAGUUGCGCCGCUGCUCUCGGUCUGUGCUGUUUCAUUGCUGCCGCUGAUGUAGAGGAUCUCCUCUCCUGUCUCAGCGUCCUGGAGGGAAUACUGACUCUGCUGUACUCGGAGAACAGCGGCGCCCCAGCAUCACAGCACGGUCUGGUCUGCUCUGCCAUCCAGUCCUGGGCACUGCUGCUCACCAUCUGCCCUGCCAGCCGGAUCCAGAAGACACUGGAGGGUCACCUCCCCCGCUUGUCUGGCGUCCUGGCCUGUGAGAGCGUCAGUCUCCGCAUUGCUGCUGGCGAGUCCCUCGCGCUCCUCUACGAGCUGGCCCGUGAUCUGGAUGAGGAUUUCUACUCUGAGGACACGGACGCGCUGUGCGUGACGCUGAAGCAGUUGGCCACCGACAGCAACAAGUACCGAGCGAAGAACGACCGCAGGAAGCAGCGUUCCAUCUUCCGGGACGUCCUGCACUACAUUGAGAGCAGCGAGUGCCAUGAGGAGACCAUCAAGUUUGGUUUAGAGGUGAUGUACGUGGACAGCUGGGCGCGCCGGAGGACGUACAGCACCUUCAAGGAGGCGCUGGGCUCAGGAGUGCGCCAUCACCUACAGCACAACGAGGUCCUCAGAGACAUCUUCUCCUUGGGGCCCCCGCUGGUCCUGGACGCCGCAGCAAUCAAAGCAAGUAAAAUCUCAAGAGUGGAGAAGCAUAUGUUCAACUCUGCCGCUUUCAAAGCCAGAACAAAAGCGCGGAGCCGGGUCCGAGACAAGCGAGCGGACGUCUUCUGAGCGCGCUGAUCCUCCGGGGCCGCCAGGUCCUUCACUGACUUCUUAUUUAAUAUCUCUGUGAUGCUGGUGCGAUGAUCUGCAGCCCAGAGCGUUGCGCCUUUCUGAUUAUAAAUGCCGCUGUCCUGGCGGACUGACCGGAUGGACGUUUUUAUGAAGACUUUUUUUUUUUUUUUUAAUUGAUCAAUUGGAAGAGAACAGACACUUCUGGGACCGUGCUCUGUCCUCACCACGGUGCUUUACACUGCAGCCUCCCUCUCUGCAGCAGUCACCACUGAGAGAGUCUAAUAGAGUUUAAAGGAAAAACAGGUUUUAAAGGGAACACGCUGCUUUUUAACCCUUUGUGGAUCGUCUCCUGCCGUUGCUGAUAUUUGAAGUCUUUUGGGUGGGUUUUAGCCGGGGGGGCGACGCUGUAUGUCUAUAGGUGACCCUCACCCAUAGUGCCGAGCGCAGCGGAGGAGAGGGGGGCUGCCUAUAGAACUAUUGGAGUUGCUAUGGGUUACAAUGUUUCCUUUUCUCUAUACUUUGUUUCUUGUAGUUCACCCUCCCCCGGAGGCAGGGCCCAGAAUUGCACCGAACCUGCGCUCCGUCGGCAAUCUGCUGCUGCGCCCCCUACAGGACGAGCUGCUCCGAUCACCAAAAGUCUGUGAUUGUGGCUUUGUCAUUUACCCUCCCCCGCCCCUUAAGUACCAGUGGCCGGGGCCUCCACCCAUAGAUGAGCCCUUUAGGGUGUCCCCUUUCUCUAAAUGGAAAAUUGUCACCCGAUCAACAUGACGUCAUCACGGCCGUGCAGGGGUGUGUGCCGAUCAUAUCCUCCGCCUGCAGAGAGGUGCGGAAUAUAUUUAUACAGCAGGGCUGCAGCUUCAGAGCUGGAAUCUGCCAGCACUCCCGACUUGUCUGCACAGAGCUGUCCCUGCUGAUUUGUAUUCUUCACCACAGUCAACUAACGGCCCCACGUGUAUUACAGGACGGGAGCUUAAUGCCAGAGCGCUGUGUACAGGAGCUUGCUGACUGUCUCCAGUAACAAUCAGCAGAACAGUGAGUGCAGCUCUGGAGUAUAAUGCAGGAUGUGACGGUAUUGUUAGUGCCUGAUGGCGGUUCUACCAGUACUGGUGCUCGGCGGUGACCGUUCUUCUAUAGGACCCCGCACAGAAUUCUUAGACAUCAGAAUGGUAUUUUUAAUAUUUGGGGGGGGGGGGGGGCUGCUAUUUUGAGAUCUUUUUAAGAGUUAGACUUAUUUAUUUUUGUACAGAUUUGAUGUGCUUCUCUUCCCGUGCGGUCGGAUGGUGCGGUCACAUUAGACUCUGGAUGAUUGGGGUUGUUAUCCUGUAAAGAGCAUUCCCUCCCCCCGGUGGUUUAUAAUUCCGUCGCUGUUCAUCCUUAUAGUUCUGCUCGGUUCCAGCUUCUGAGGAAAUCUCGGUGUCGGCUGCAGUGGCGGCCAUAGCAAUCACCCAGCUUUCCCAGAAAAGGAUGUAAUGAAGAAACUGCUGAGUGGAGGGAACGCCCCCAGGAUUUAUAUUACUGGGGAGCUGCGGGAAAUGCUCUUUAACCCUAUCCCACCGCCUUAGUCAUGUGACACCUCCGUCUUCACGUCAGUGCCUGGGGGCGUGGCCUUACUCUGGCCCCUCCCCUUCUGUCAUGGCUGCAUUGAUUUUAUACGGUCAAUUUAAUAUUAUUUUUGGUGACAAGCCAAAGAUGUCUGAUAAUAAAGAUGGAAAAAACAAAAACGCAAA
Messenger RNA from Bufo gargarizans (Asiatic toad), 3182 nucleotides. It is a transcript of the gene IFRD2, whose product is annotated as interferon related developmental regulator 2. The coding region runs from base 97 to 1452 and encodes 451 amino acids. The transcript is spliced from 13 exons. NCBI's taxonomy places the organism in Eukaryota, Metazoa, Chordata, Amphibia, Anura, Bufonidae. The record is from RefSeq and is a predicted model, not a curated record.